Messenger RNA from Sinocyclocheilus grahami, 1376 nucleotides. It is a transcript of the gene ubap1lb, whose product is annotated as ubiquitin associated protein 1-like b. The record is from RefSeq and is a predicted model, not a curated record. NCBI's taxonomy places the organism in Eukaryota, Metazoa, Chordata, Actinopteri, Cypriniformes, Cyprinidae. The transcript has 5 exons. Gene Ontology annotation, cellular component: ESCRT I complex. Gene Ontology annotation, molecular function: ubiquitin binding. The coding region runs from base 8 to 1147 and encodes 379 amino acids. Gene Ontology annotation, biological process: ubiquitin-dependent protein catabolic process via the multivesicular body sorting pathway.
GGUUGAAAUGUCCUGUCUGGAUGAGGUGCCCUUUAAGAUGCCUCUUGGCUUUCUUGAGGAUGCAAAGGAAGAGGUGGAGCUCAUCCCAGCUCCAGAAAUCACUCUGCCUGACUACCUGAAGAUACUGCAGGAAACUGAGUAUGUGUUCAGCCUGGAGAACUGGGUUCUCACGGGUCUCCAGGGCGGCUAUCCAACCCUCAGUCCCCGCUCUUCCUGUGAGCCUACAGCGACCUGUCCUCCUUACUGGAUGAUGUUCAGCAGCCCUCAGGAGAGCAGGUUAGCCAGCCGCUGGAGCAGUGACUUCUGGGAGCCCAACCCUCGUCCCCGAAGCCGCAGCUUAAACGCUGCGCACUACCACACGAUGAACGCCCAAGUCAGAUUCACCAUUUCUGACUCGGAAGAUGAAGAAUUUACAGAAGAAGAUGGUCUUGCUGAGGGUGAAGCACAGUCCAAACAGGGUGGUUCGGGUUUGCUAAGACAAGGACCAGGGUUGAAAGACUUGCACACUUGUGGAUCAUCAAACUUCCUCAAGCUGCCUUCACUUUGCAGCCUCUCCACACAGCUCCAGGGGACGUCGACUUCCCUCUGCAGGUGUAACUCACCCAAAAGAAACUUCCAGAGGAGUCAGAGCUCUGCUGGUCAUACUAAUGCAUCUUCCACAAUCUCUUCCAACAAUUUACAGUUUGAAUGCAUCAACAAUCCCACCCCAAAGGCCCAGGGUUCAUUCUCCCCCCUGGCCCCGUCACGGCCACUCAAUUCCCACGCUGCCGUCCUGGACUCUUGGGUCGAGCUGCUCUCCGCUCUGAGCCCAGAGGAGAGGGAGCUGCUGGCGGCGGUGACCGAGCGGGGCUACCCUCUCCGUACGGCCAUCAUCGCCCUCCAGAAAACUGGCCAGCAGGGUCCAGAGCAGAUCUUGAGUUAUCUGGUAGCGUGUGAUCGGUUAUGUGAACUCGGCUAUGAUGAAGCUCAGGUUGAAGAAGCACUUGAGAUGUUUCAGAACUGUGAGACCAAGGCUGAGGAGUUCCUUCACCUUCUUGCUCAGUUUCAUGAAAUGGGCUUCCAGCAGAACGCUAUUAAGGAGGUUCUUCUGGUGCAUGAGAACCACAGAGAGCGAGCGCUGGAGGAACUCAUGACCCGCGUGGCCUGAUCCAGUCCGUGUUAUGAUGCAAUGAAUUAGCUGCGAUCAUGGUUUGUGCUAUUCACCGGGCUCAUAUAGCUGUUGCUUAUUUAUCAUAUGCUGAACUGUGUUUAUUCAUUGCGCUUUCUAGAAAUGUGUUGAGGCCUUAAAGACAAGCACAGUUUGACAGUCGACACCAGAGAAUGACUCUGUAACAGGGGCGAUUCUAGGAUUUUCAUUUUAGCCCCCAAUGAGGGUA